AUGGAGUCCCAGGUGCGCCAGAACUUCCCUGCUGAGUGUGAGGCUGGUGUGACCUGUAUGGUGAACCUGGAGCUGUAUGCCAGUGGUGUCUAUUUGUCUAUGCUGAGUUCCCACUACUUCGACCGUGAUGAUGUUGCCCUGAGGCACAUGCUCCAGGUUCUGAAGGAGCAGUCCCAGGAGGAAAGGGAGCAUGCAGAGAAGUUCCUGACAUAUCAGAACAAGCGAGGGGGGCGUAUUGUCCUUCAGGACAUCCAGAAGCCAGAGAAGGAUGAGUGGGGAAUCAGCCGGGAGGCCCUGCAGCUGGAGAAGACUCUGAACCAGGCCCUGGCUACUGAGAAGAAUGAUCCCCAUCUUUGUGACUUCCUGGAGUCUGAGUAUCUGGAGGAGCAGGUGAAGGGCAUCAAGCAGCUGGGAGACCACCUCACCAACCUGAAGUGCCUGGGAGUGCCCCAGAACGGCAUGGGAGAGUACCUGUUUGACAAGCUCACCCUGGGGGAGAGCAGCUGA
Molecule: messenger RNA, 507 nt
Organism: Emys orbicularis (European pond turtle)
Lineage: Eukaryota; Metazoa; Chordata; Testudines; Emydidae
Product: ferritin heavy chain A-like
Exons: 4
Coding region: 1-507 (168 amino acids)
Biological process (GO): intracellular iron ion homeostasis; iron ion transport
Cellular component (GO): cytoplasm
Molecular function (GO): ferrous iron binding; ferric iron binding
Source: RefSeq, a predicted model, not a curated record